UAGCACCGUCAACAGGAAGUGGACUGUCAUUCUGUGCUGUGUCCUUGUUAGCUAACGAGCUACAGGCAGGCAAAUGUGUACCAUUUGGAAGGAUGAAUUAAGCCGUGCCUAAAGAGAGAAUUUGAAGAGAUUUGAGUGUCCUCGCUGUAUAUAACAGCACCAUGUUGCGUGUCGGGAGUAAAGCUGCCUGCUUGGCCUGCAGGAACCUGGUCUCCACCAACAUGGGCGUGAGAUUUCGGGUACCCCUGCAGAAGCUGCACCCUCUGUCCCGUGCCAUCCACCACCGAUACUCCAGCAACACAAACCCUCAAAGAGCCCCUCAUCGCACUGCAGCCCGUUAUUUCACUUCCAUGUCACGGUUGCCCAUGCGACCACCUAAGCCUCCCCCAGGAUCAGGGGGCCGUGGCCACCAGCAGCAGCGCAACUUCUGGGUGGCCCGCCUAGCUGCCCGCUUGCUGAAGCUACGAUACAUUCUGCUGGGCUCUGCAGUGGGAGGAGGCUACACAGCUAAAAAGACCUACGAUGAGUGGAAGGACAUGCUGCCCGAUUUCAGUGAAUACAACUGGGUCAUUCCAGAUUUUGUCUGGGAACUGAGUGAACAAAUUGAUCUUGAUAAACUGGCCAAAGCUCUACCAGAGAUGGAGGAAAUAGUCAAACUUCUUCCUGACCUAGACAAGAUAGGAGAGAACUUCACUUUCAUCAAAAGCCUCCUUUCAUCUGGUGUGAGUUUGGGUAGUGAAGUCAAAGGAGCUUCUGGUCUGCACCUGUUGUUAGAAACAUCAGGGGAUCCUCCACUUAAAGCCGCAGAUUCAUCUGCUGCAGCCACACAAGACAGCAGCGACAAGCAAUACAAAAAGGGUCUGCUGGGCGAGCUCAUUCUUAUUCAACAGCAGAUCCAGCGGCACGAGGAGGAGGUCCGGCGGGCCGCAGAAGCCAAUAAUGCGCGCCCCCCACCGCCAGAGCCUGCUCCCAGUCCGCCUCCGAACCCCAGUCCCCUUCAACAGAAACGCAAGUCAUCUGACAGAGAAAGGGUAGACCAGCUUCAAGAAGAACUGCUCCGUACGCAGCUUAAAUAUCAGCGCAUGCUGGAGAGACUGGAGAAGGAGAAUAAAGAGUUAAGAAAAGUGGUGCUGCAAAAGGAUGAUAAGGGGAUUCACCAAAGAAAAGUGAAGAAAUCCCUUAUUGACUUGUACUCCGAAGUUCUAGACAUCUUGUCUGACUACGAUUCAAACUACAAUACCCAGGACCACCUGCCCAGGGUGGUUGUGGUUGGGGAUCAGAGCGCUGGAAAGACAAGUGUUCUCGAAAUGGUAGCCCAGGCUAGGAUCUUUCCCAGGGGCUCAGGAGAGAUGAUGACACGCUCUCCUGUCAAGGUAACACUCAGUGAAGGACCCCACCAUGUGGCCAUGUUCAAGGACAGUGGCCGAGAGUUUGAUCUUUCCAAGGAGGAGGAUCUGGCUGCUCUGAGGCACGAGAUCGAGCUGAGAAUGAGGAAGAGUGUGAAGGAGGGACAAACAGUGAGCACUGAGACAAUAUCUUUGAGUGUUAAAGGCCCCGGCAUCCAGAGGAUGGUGCUUGUUGACUUACCAGGUGUCAUCAGUACGGUGACUGCAGGCAUGGCAGCAGAUACUAAGGAAACCAUUUUCAGCAUCAGCAAGGCCUACAUGCAGAAUCCCAAUGCAAUCAUCCUCUGUAUUCAGGAUGGCAGUGUGGAUGCAGAGCGCAGCAUUGUAACAGACUUAGUUAGCCAGAUGGACCCCCAGGGGAAGAGAACCAUCUUUGUCCUGACUAAGGUGGACUUGGCAGAGAAGAACCUGGCCAGCCCGAGCAGAAUCCAGCAAAUAGUGGAAGGCAAGCUGUUUCCCAUGAAGGCCCUGGGUUACUUUGCUGUAGUGACAGGAAGAGGUAGCAGCAGUGAAAGCAUAGACUCCAUUAAAGACUAUGAGGAAGACUUCUUCCAGAACUCCAGAUUACUAAGGGACGGCAUGCUUAAAGCCCACCAGGUGACCACAAAGAACUUGAGUUUGGCUGUCUCUGACUGCUUCUGGAAGAUGGUGAGGGAGUCUGUUGAGCAGCAGGCGGACGUCUUCAAAGCAUCUCGCUUCAAUCUGGAGACAGAAUGGAAGAACAACUACCCUCGACUGAGAGAGCUGGACAGGAAUGAACUCUAUGAAAAGGCCAAAAAUGAAAUAUUGGAUGAAGUAAUCAGUUUGAGUCAAGUGACCCCCUUACACUGGGAGUCCAUCCUGCAAAAGAAGCUGUGGGAGCGUGUUUCCACCCAUGUGAUUGAAAAUAUAUACCUACCUGCUGCCCAAACAAUGGACUCUGGUACCUUCAACACCACAGUAGACAUCAAGCUCAAGCAGUGGACGGACAAGCAGCUUCCACACAAAGCACUAGAGGUUGCCUGGGAGACACUGCAGGAAGAGUUUGCCCGCUUCAUGGCUGAAUACAGAGGCAAAGACCAAGACGACAUUUUUGACAAGCUGAAGGAGGCUGUGAAGGACGAGAGUAUCAAGAGGCACAAAUGGAACGAGAGGGCCAUGGACAGCCUGAGGGUGAUCCAGCACAAUGCUCUCGAAGACCGAUCCAUCACAGACAAGCCCCAGUGGGAUGCAGCGAUCAGUUUCAUGGAGGAAACUCUGCAGUCCCGCCUCAAAGACACUGAGUCAGUAAUCAGUGAUAUGGUGGGACCAGAUUGGAAGCAGAGGUGGCUGAACUGGAAGAAUCGCACACCAGAUCAGCACAUUCGUAAUGAAACGAAAAAUGAGCUGGAGCGCUUGCUGAAGCUUCACGAUGAUCACACAGCCUACUUGGCCAAUGAUGAGGUCACCACUGUUAGGAAGAACCUGGAGGGACGAGGGGUCGAAGUUGACCCUGUGCUGAUAAAGGACACGUGGCAUCAGCUGUAUCGCCGACACUUCCUGCAGAACGCGCUGUCCCACUGUAACCUCUGCAAGAGAGGUUUCUAUUACUACCAGAGACACUUUGUUGACUCUGAGUUGGAGUGCAAUGAUGUGGUACUGUUUUGGAGGAUCCAGAGGAUGCUGGUCAUCACAGCCAACACCCUCCGACAACAGCUCACCAACACUGAGGUGCGUCGGUUGGAGAAAAAUGUAAAGGAAGUGCUGGAUGACUUCGGGGAAGACCAGGAGAGGAAGAGUCAGCUCAUUACUGGUCGCCGAGUCCAACUGGCAGAAGAUCUCAAGAAAGUUCGAGAGAUCCAAGAGAAACUUGAAGCCUUCAUAGAAGCUCUUCACAAGGAGAAAUAAGAGAAGCAGUCAUCAAAGUAAAUGUAUGGAUCACAACAACAAAAAAAUGCACUGAACAAAGACAACUAAAUAUGUAAAUGACCUUCGUCACCCGCUCCUCCAUAACUCACCAGAUUUUAAUACCUGCCGCUCGGAUUCCUGCCCCCCCCCCCCUUGUCGCUGAUGAGAGAAAUGGACCUUAAAAAAAGGAAAACAUGGAAGUUUGGAUUUCAGCUUUCUUUUUGACUUCUUAUGCUUAGUUGUCAGGGGGACUUCUAUCGAAGCCUAAACAGUCAGAUCAGGUGGAAAAUGAGAAGUUUGCUCAGUGUCAUCUGACACCAGCCGACUCAUUUUCAAGAAAUAAAGGCUGGGUACAUGUUUGGGUGUCCUUCUUUAAGCUGAUGGUAUCUGUGUAUAUAUGAUUAGAAGUUCACACCAUUGAUACUGUUCUGUUGGGUUAAGUAGCCUUGAGUUUCAUACCCUUUUUUUUUUGCUUGGUGCUCCUACAAUAUGUCAUGAAGACGAUCUGGUAUUACAUUUAGCAUUCAUCCGUUUGAUUUUUGUUGCACUUAAAAUCCAAAGCACUUACUGCAGCUGCACUCUUCAUUUACCCUACAUGUAUCCCUUAAGGACAAAGUGUUCCCCUUCUCACCUUGAAUCCAUAAAACAAAAAGAACCUGGUUUGAUAUUCAGCUGCCCUCCCCUCAUCUCUGAUAUCAACACUUUCUGUUGUUCAACCACAACAUGCGCUCGCUAACAGGACAACAAGCAGCUCUGAUGUUGUUGGAAACAAUAUAAUGUAUACAAUUAUUUAGAUUUUUUUUUUUUUGGACGAUACAUUGUUUAUAUGUCUGCCAAAUGCACAUCAUUCACCUUUAGUUCCUGUCUUUGUGUGUGUGUACUGUUUGCACUUCCAUCUUUGUACAUUAACAACAUUCAUCUUUAUGCUUCCUAUGUUGCAGACUGACAGAUAAAAGGCAAACUUCAAACGAAAAGGGGACAUUUUAAAGUGAUUAAAAAUGUAAUGAUACACCUUAUUAAAAGAAGUGCAGCAGGUUCCAACUUCUAAUGUGAUCAAGUUUAAGACAUAAGUAAUUAGAAAUAUAACAUCAGUUUAAAAUGUUUGUCAAACAUGGUUAAGGAAUAUAUAAACCAGAUUCAAGAUACUUAUAACACACAGUACUUUUGACCUGUGCUUUAGACUUUAAUGGUUUAGUAUCCAGUCCAUCUUUACAGAUUGGUACAGUUACACAGGGGUAAGUGGGUUGUCUUUCUGGGUUUUCAAACCACAACAGCUUUAAUCUUUUUUUAUUUUUGCAGGACAGUUAUCUCUGAAAAAAUGUACACAUCACAGAUACCUUUUUCCUCCUCCGUCUCUGAUUGAGUGGUCUUUGAGAUCUUGUGCUUCUUGCUGCUUCAGGGGUGAGAGUACACACCCAAACACAAAGAUAAAUCGUUCUCUUCCUUGGUAAUUGAACAGAAACUGUACUCCAG
Labrus mixtus (cuckoo wrasse) is the source of this 4745-nucleotide messenger RNA. RefSeq names its product OPA1 mitochondrial dynamin like GTPase (gene opa1). The record is from RefSeq and is a predicted model, not a curated record. NCBI's taxonomy places the organism in Eukaryota, Metazoa, Chordata, Actinopteri, Labriformes, Labridae. Gene Ontology annotation, molecular function: microtubule binding; GTP binding; GTPase activity. Gene Ontology annotation, biological process: mitochondrial fusion. Gene Ontology annotation, cellular component: cytoplasm; mitochondrial membrane; microtubule. Bases 162 to 3272 code for a protein of 1036 amino acids. The transcript is spliced from 31 exons.